AUGUACACUUCAGAGGACUCCAAGUUCUUUGUCGGGUCUGCCUACAACUUCAAGUCUGGGGAUCUCUCGAAGCCGGUAGAACGCGAUCCCAUCGAAAAGAUGGCGAACGUCAUUCCUCCGAUCCCAGGGAUCGAGGCCGGUUGGACUGUAAUCGGUGGAAAUCCAGCUGCUGAAGUGGACGCAGCAGCUCUCGCGGUGGGGUACCGCAAUUGGCGAGCCCGGUCUGGAAAUUGGAUAUGUGAAGAUCAUCGGCCGAGUGGACGCGGAGCUAUUCCAGCUGCGCGCAGCGAUAGCUUCAACGAGGCCAUGUUCUGCGAGUUUGAGAGGCGUGGUCUUCAAACACAGACGGCCAAUCCGUGCGUUCAGAACUUGGAGCUCUACGACUCUUUCCACGCUUCAGAGAGCGAGCAAAACUGCUUGGUGUUCUCCUCAUUCUUGCGCUCCACUCUCAAUCUCAGCCGCAGCGAAUGGAUCGCUGAAAAGCUGGCCAUUACUGCGCAUGCCCUCAAAAGGUUCAAGAACAUCGAGCCGGACUACGCUAACAAUGAAGCGGUGUCCAAGAUCAAGCGCAAGGAGAUUACCGAGGAGCACAAGGCUUGGGAAGCACCUGAUGUGGCGAAGGCCGCGGACGUUACCAAACUCCCGGCCUCUCCGCCGGAGGAUGAAGCCAUCCGCAAGGAUGUGCCGGCGUAUGGGGCGAGCGCUAGCAUUCAAAGCGUCGCCGAGCACAUCAAGGACAUUGUUGCGCAGGAAGCAGAUGGCGAUGUCAGCUACGAGCCGCCCGCUGCUGUGGAGCUUGUCGACGAGGGUGAGUAUGACAACCCUAGCCCGUCGAGCGUGGGUCGUAUCGUUGAAGAGCGGCGGUUGCACCAAAACCGGCCCCGACACGCAAGUCGGACGGAGACGAGGACGACUAUCGCCGCGAGAUGUUCGUCGAUCAAAGCUCCCCGCAAGGGGCAGCCAACCCAGCUGGAUCGUUGGCAAAGGAGUACCGCUACAACGGCAAGCUGCACCGGCUUAUUCCCUUUAACCCAGAAGACAUUGUCGGAGAUAAGGACGUAA
Molecule: messenger RNA, 1062 nt
Organism: Symbiodinium sp. CCMP2456
Lineage: Eukaryota; Dinophyceae; Suessiales; Symbiodiniaceae
Source: the annotation of a GenBank genome assembly